Messenger RNA from Neurospora crassa OR74A, 864 nucleotides. RefSeq lists its product as hypothetical. The coding region runs from base 1 to 864 and encodes 287 amino acids. The transcript has a single exon. NCBI's taxonomy places the organism in Eukaryota, Fungi, Ascomycota, Sordariomycetes, Sordariales, Sordariaceae. The record is from RefSeq and is a predicted model, not a curated record.
AUGAUGCGCGCCUUCCCACCCCUAACCUCCGCCAAGGGGGCGCUUUCCCUAGCCCUUCUAGCGUCCCUCUCUCUUGCCCUACCGCAAAGUGGAAGCCAGCGCAGUGACACGACAGGAGAAUACACACUGUCGCCCAACACCUCCACAUCCUCCACGGCCUCAACACACCUAUCCCCCUCUCUCAUCCACAGCAGCCUCCCCACCCUUGACUCCAAGGCCCAAGUCAAGAACGACCAAAGGGAAGACGUCUCGACCGCAACCAUCUAUUCCACCAUCAUCGUCCCAACAGCCACAGAGUUAACUACCAUCAUGAUCCUCACCGUCAUCACCAACGCUCCUCCUCCUUCACCUUCGCCUUCAACGACCACCUCUUCACUUGGGACUUCUACAUCAUCCACAUCUAACUGCAUCGUCGAAGGCGGAGCAGACGGUAUCUGCAUCACCGUCGUACCCAUCUGGCCCACUAACACCCUCCCCCCAGCAGCGGUGGUAAAGAGGCAGACGACCCAGACCCAAACCCCCUCCAUUUCGUACUCCUCCACCUCCACCUCCACAGCCUCAGUAACAGUUAUCGAGAUUUUAACAGUGAUCGUUGCCCCCCACACAACUUACACGCUCACUGGGUUCGUGCCGUUUUUAACUACAGGUACCUCUUCGGCUCCCAUUCCUACUACUACCGCUACCGCUACCGGCGGUCCAACUACUAGUGUCACCUGCCCCAGUCCCAGCUGGUUGAUCGACGGGCACUGCGUCGGCAACACCCCCGGGUGGAACCCCGCUCCGCAGAACCCGACUGAGACGGACGAUUGGGCAUGGGAUGGAAGGCCUCGACCUCCUUGGGAGACGGCGACGACGGGGGUGUAA